Blepharisma stoltei is the source of this 3787-nucleotide messenger RNA. Lineage: Eukaryota; Ciliophora; Heterotrichea; Heterotrichida; Blepharismidae. The record is from the annotation of a GenBank genome assembly.
AUGGAGUCAAUUGAAGUUCCACAGAUCACAGAGAAAUGUGCAGGGAUUUAUUCAUUGAACACCUGCAUUGAAGAAAGACUGGAAAGCUUAGUCAGCACUUGGGCCAAAUUGGUGGUCAAACGACCUUAUAUUUUUAUUGUCCUCUCCUUAAUAAUAGGCUCAGCUUUGACAAUUGGACUUUAUUUUUCAAAUGUAAAUAACGAUGUUGACGAAAUAUGAGUUCCUACUGAUUCUGGAGCAAAGAAUCAUAAAGAUAUUGUUGAAAAAGCUUAUGGGAAAAGUGAGCGACGAUAUCAAAUUUAUAUAACUUCAGCCACAAACAAUACCAAUUUAUUAGAAGUUGAGCCUUUUGAAGAGCUUAUAACUUUUAACAGCCAAUUAAAACAGCUAAAUUUCUCAGGAAUUUGUAUGAAAAUAAAUGCAUCAAAUCCUUGCAGAUUUUACGAAUGACCACUAGGGUUUUGAGAAAAUUUUGACAAUACCAUAAUUUUUGAUGCAAAAACUCCUUAUCAAGUCCAAUACAAAAUUCAAAGCGGGAAAGGCUUGCUCUCCCUCUCCUUGAGCGAGAAAAUCCAUCGAAGAAUCCUUUUUUAUAACAAAAUUCAGAAGUAAAAUUUUUUUAAUAAAAUAUGUUUGGGUUAAUGAUAAAUGCCAAAAUAAAAUGAUUAUUUUUUAAAUUUCGCAAAAAAAAAUUGUUUAUUAACUAGCAAAAUCAUUUUUCUCAAUUAUAGAAGGGGAUAAUUAGCAACUUUAUAUCCAAACUAUGAUGACCGAUAUAUUUCUAUCAUUGAAAUGCUGUCUGGGCGGCUUCCUUAUAAUUUAACUGUUGACUCGGAUGGGUCAAAUAAUAUAUAUUACUUUGAAGCUAUGCAGUAUGAGUAUUAUACUCAGCCUAACGACCUAUCAGAUAGCGAAAUUUCUGACUGGGAAUCAGAAUUACGCGAUUUUGUUAAAAAAUUUAACGAAAAAAGUAUGUAUAUUACUGCUGACCUUUAUUUUUUAGGAUUAGUUAAAAGUGAUUUUGUGGACUCUUUAAGCUUUGAUUUAGUGCUUUAUGCUGGAGCUAUGGUUUUUUAUAUAAUUUUUUUCUUGUAUGGCCUACUGAGAAUUAAACUACCUCAGUAUUGCCAAUUGUUUUAUAAUAAUAAAAUAAAAUGGCUCCGAAGGAGAGGAGAAAUCAUUCUGUAAAUUUCCUCUCUUAAUACAAAUUUUAUUAUUAUGGGAUUUUUUUUACAAGUUAGGGAAGAAAUGGAGAAGGCUUUCUUACUUGGCAACUUUGCUUUACUUCUUUCUACUGAGAGCAAAAUCAAAUCCUUAGAUUUGAGCAGGCGCUGGAGGAAAGCCGGAUAGGUAAAUAAAUAAAUUUAGUUUUAGAGCUGCUUAGCAGCUCAAAUUUUCUUGAAAUAACGGAAGCUCGGAUAGAUCAAGAUAACACUCCAAGCCACUAGUUGUUCACGGUACUUCUGGCUUCAAAUAGCUUCAAGGAGACAAGAAGGAGUGAACUUUGCUAGCAGGUUGUGCAUAGAUUCAUGGGGAGUGACCAAACCGAGGAAUACGGACCUUAUGGUCUUGUGCACUUGAGGCCGUUGAAUUGUAGCCUAACUCUAAGCCAAUAGUAUUAUAAAUUUCUCUGAGUUUAGAAAAUCUAAAGGAAAUAGCAUAUUUUUAUACUCAUUUUUUAUCAUAGGAAAAUGCCAUCCUACAUUAUGCAGAUUUCCAUUAACUCUUGCAAUGAUAAUUUCCUAUGCAGUUGCCAUCCUAGAAGCUCUUGGUAUUAUGGGAUAUGCAGGCUUUGAGCUUAUUUCUUCAAAUCUCGCAAUAUCAUUUUUCCUUGCCAUCGAAACUGUAUUAUAUUGUUCAUAUCUUGUGAGGUCAAUAGAAAAUAUCUCUAUAGAGCCUGGGGAAACUAUUUAUUAUGAUAGAAAAUUUGUUUUUGGGUUUAAAACAGUUGGGGUCUCACUAUUUAAAACAAUGCUAAUUACAGUGACAGCAUUUUCUAUUGGAAGUAUAUCGAAAUUUCCAGCAAUUUCAAGCUUUUGUACUGCAAGUGCAAUUGCUACAAUUUUUUUGUAUUUUAAUUGUAUGACUUUAUUUUCAGCAUGCUUGUUUUAUGAUUUUAAGAGGGUUUUACAGAAUAAAAGAGACUGCUGUGGGCAAUGCCUUUGCUCGCCAAAAAGUAACCAUUAAUAUAUGUCUAAAUGCUUGAUAAUAAGAAGGAAUAUCUGAUUUUUUCAUAAAAAUAAGCUAAUAAUUGAUAAUAAAUGGCAUUAAAAUAAUUAAAUAGACAUAUUUUAUGCUGCAAAGGAAAAUGUGCUGCAAACAGCCUAGAUCAAGAAAUUUCAAUUUUUCAGCUUUUUAUUGAAUAUAAAAUAGUAAAACUACUGCUGAAGAAAAGUAUGAUAUAUUUUGUGAUCUUAAUUUACCUAGGAAUUAUUGCUGCAGGUAUUGCAGGAAUAUUCCAAAUUAACCAAGAGCUUAAAGUAGAUUGACUUGUCAAAAAUCAUUCCUCACAGAUAAAAAGCGCAAUAGACAUUAAAGACAAAUAUUUUGGUGAUCGAGGACACAUAGUAGGGUUUUAUAUGACAAAUACAGAUUUUUCUUCAAAAUCUUCACAGUUAAGAAUGAUAGAUUUGUCAAAUGCUAUGAGAAAUUGUGAUGGAUGCAACAAAAAAUGAAUAAAGGAUGGAACUGUGCAGUCGUUUUAUGAUUCAUUAAUAGACUGGGUAGGCCAAUCUUUUUGUAAGAUUGAUAAUUCAAAUCAAGCUGUAACUCUUGAAAGCGGAGUGAUUCCACAAUUUUGGUUUAAUUCAUGUUUACAGCAGUUUUUACAAACCCCAUUAGGAAAAUAUUAUUCUAUUAGGGUUUUUCGUAUAAUAGUCCAUUAAAAAAUAUUAUAGUUUUUAUAUGCAGGAUAUUUAAAGGAAAAAAUUAUAAUGAUUUAAUUAUGAAAAAUGGGUCGCUUGAUACCGCAAGAUUUUCAGCCAGGCUAAAAUUUGUGUCUACCAAAUCUGACUGUGUGCAGCUAAAAUUCGAUCUAUCUGAUAUUUCUGAUAAAGGGCCAGGGUAUACAUUCCCAUACAAUAAAAAUUUUCUUUAUUAUGCACAGCUAGAAAGCUUAUCAAACGAUUUUCUUAUUUUUUGUUUAAUAGUGAUCCUUUCAGCUGGCUGCUAUACUUUAUUUUUAACAGUUUUCCCAUCCUCAAUAGUCCUACUGGUAGUCAAUAUACUUGCAAUAGAGCUAGGUGCUAUUUUCUCUAUGUGGGUGCUAGAUGUAGCUUUUAAUGUUGUCAGUGUGCUGCAUUUAUAUAUGAUAGCAAUAGUGGCUUGUGAAUUUUCUGCCCAUAUUAUACAUUCAUUUAUAGCUCAGCCUGGCUCCAAAAAAUAUAGGCUGAAAUUUAUGUUUAAGUAUAUAGGAAGCUCGCUGCCUCAUGUAGUUUUAUCAGUUUUUAUAGCGAUUUUGGCAUUUUUGAUUCCGACUGAGUCAUAUAUUUUUUCAGUUUGGGCCAAAAUAUGGGGGAGCUCGAUGGCUUUUAUACUUUUUGACUGCUUUUUCGCAUUGCCAAUACUUUUAAGCUUAUUUGGGCCUCAGACAGUUACCCUUGAUGAAUUAAGUUCAAAAGUAGAAACUGAUGAAAAUGCUCAAAGGAAAAUAGAGGUUAUGGAUUACCAAUGGGCUAAAAAAGAAUCAGUUGAGUAUCUAAAAGAAAACAAUGAUGAUAAUGUUCGCUUUAACAUUAGUGACAGUACCUUUGUAGAAAACAAUGAAAAAGUAAUAUUUUAUAAGUAG